Molecule: messenger RNA, 6166 nt
Organism: Megalops cyprinoides (Indo-Pacific tarpon)
Lineage: Eukaryota; Metazoa; Chordata; Actinopteri; Elopiformes; Megalopidae
Product: voltage-gated potassium channel subunit beta-3
Exons: 14
Coding region: 457-1716 (419 amino acids)
Biological process (GO): regulation of potassium ion transmembrane transport; potassium ion transport
Cellular component (GO): membrane; cytoplasm; voltage-gated potassium channel complex
Molecular function (GO): voltage-gated potassium channel activity; transmembrane transporter binding; potassium channel regulator activity
Source: RefSeq, a predicted model, not a curated record
CACUUGUGAAAGUCAGUGCAGCUCCAGUCUGUGAAUCUCCUGUUCCUCAGCAGGAGGAACAGCUGCUGCCGUUCACACACAGCACGCUGUGACAGCUCUCAGCAACGGCGCGGAAACGUGCCGGCAUGGAGAUGAUUCUCGCGCCAACUCGCAGAGUGUCGUUUCGCCUGUGACACCAGAGACGGGCAGAGGUGCCACUCCGUGACAGCUCGGGUCGGCCUGUGUGUAGCGGUGUGCUACCUGGAGCCCUGCCAGAUCGGACAACUGUAGCUCUCUCCUCAUUCUUGGCGGAAGAACGCCACCGCCCGUACCAGCCUGGUCAUCCUCUCUGGAUGUUGAGGGGAUCCACGGGGGUGUAAGCUGGAGUCUGGUCCAGGCGGAGGGCCAGCACGGAGGGGGCACCCCCCAGUCAAACGGACCGAGUGAGACAGAGACAAAGACAGCCCAGGGGACAGGAUGCAGGUCUCCUUCGCCUGCACGGAGCACAACCUGAAGAGCCGCAGUGAGGACCGGCUCUGUGGCCUCCGCACUGCCCCCCCACCUGGGGGAGGAGGGGGUGGUGGGGGCGGGAGUGGAAGCGGGAGUGGGGGCGGGGCCGGUGGUGGUGGACAAGGAGGAAAUGGGCCUCUUGUAUUGGCCAAGCCCAGAGAGGCAGCAGCCGCACGUGCCCCGCCCCAGGGCCACGCCCACAUGAAGGAGGCCAUUGGGCGGCACAGCAGCAUGAAGUACAGGAACCUGGGGAAAUCGGGUCUGCGUGUGUCCUGCCUCGGUCUGGGUACAUGGGUAACAUUUGGGUCGCAGAUUUCAGAUGAGAUGGCUGAGAGCUUGAUGACCAUUGCAUAUGAAAAUGGUGUGAACCUGUUUGACACAGCUGAGGUUUACGCCUCGGGCAGGGCUGAAAUCACUCUGGGCAAUAUUAUCAAAAAGAAGGGAUGGAGGCGUUCCAGCUACGUGAUCACCACCAAGAUCUACUGGGGAGGGCAGGCGGAGACGGAGAGAGGUUUGUCCAGAAAGCACAUCAUAGAAGGUCUGCGGGGGUCUCUCUCCAGACUGCAGCUGGACUAUGUGGACAUUGUCUUUGCCAACCGUACAGACGUCAACAGUCCCAUGGAAGAGGUGGUGCGUGCCAUGACCUUUGUGAUUAACCAGGGCCUGGCGAUGUAUUGGGGCACUUCUCGCUGGAGUGCCAUGGAGAUCAUGGAGGCGUACUCUGUGGCACGUCAAUUCAACCUGAUCCCACCGGUGUGUGAGCAGGCGGAAUACCACUACUUCCAGAGGGAUAAGGUGGAGGUGCAGCUGCCAGAGCUCUACCACAAGAUAGGUGUGGGAGCAAUGACCUGGUCUCCGCUGGCAUGCGGGCUGAUCACCGGAAAGUACAACGAUGGCAUCCCUGACUGCUCCCGAGCGGCCAUGAAGGGCUAUCAUUGGCUGAAAGAACGUGUGACAAGCGAGGAGGGGCGGAGACAGCUGGCCAAAAUCAAAGAGCUCCACCUGCUGGCUGAUCGGCUUGGUUGCACUGCGGCUCAGCUGGCCAUCGCCUGGUGUUUGCGCAGUGAAGGAGUGAGUUCUGUUCUUCUUGGUGUGUCCAACACUGACCAGCUGGUGGAGAACCUGGGUGCCCUACGGGUUCUGUCCCAGAUGACCCCUCAGACAGUCAGUGAGAUAGACUCUCUCCUGGGGAACAAGCCGCACUCUAAGAAAGAAUCCCGUGCGUGAGGAGGGAGAGACUGAGGGGCGGAUGCCAUUAGAGAGAGAGAGGGAGAGAGGGAGAGAGAGAGAGAGAGGGAGAGAGGUGCAGCUGCUUCUCCCUCACGUAUAACCUUGCACUCGCAUGUCUUCACGCCGCCACGCUUCCUGUGUUUCUCUGCACAUCUCAGCUUUACCUCUUUAUGUGAAUGCAGACAAUGAAAGCUAAACCUUACACUUAAAAAUGGAGUUCUUUUUAAAAAGAUAAACAACAGCAACAGCAGAAGUAGCAGGACUGUUACGUAUCAAAAGAAAAAAGGAAAACUGGGCUGAAGUCUCGCACGGGGAGGAGAAGACGAGCGAAAGUGGAGAGAUGAGAGACCUGUCCUGUAGGAGGAAGACGAGGAGAUGAGGGGUGAGAGAGAAGGAGACCGGGGAGAAUCUGAUGAACGGAUGGAUGGGGCAGCUACUCCCAGCAGCUCCCACGUCUCCCUGUCUCUCUCGCUCUCUCUCUUUCCUGGACAGCAGUGGCUGACAGUAGGUUUGGCCUAAAGUGUCAGAAAGUUCACAUGGCUCAGCGACUGGACUUAUUUCUCACCCUGGACUGAGCACCAGUCCACCGCAGGGUCACUUCUCCUGGUCUGUCUUUGUGGUACUGAGAGCCAGGUAGAGGGAGGGUGGGAGUGUCAAUGUGAUGUCACACAAGGUGCUCAGUCUGCCAUGCUCCAGUAAGUAUACACCUGUCUUAAUUGAUAAUGUUCAGCAAUGUAAGAUAUGUAAGGUAAGGGGACGAGAGAGUGAGCCAAGUGAAUAUAUAUAAAUUAGGCAGUCCAAACAGACGAAGAGGGGCAGUGAGUUCCAAGAUCUCAGCCUCUACAGUCCUCCUGUUGUGCUGACUCAGUGUGCAGAAACUGUGUGCAUGUCCCUUUAAGAAAGACUCAGCCAAUCAGUAAACAAAUACUAGUGCAGCAUGAUAUUGAUGCACGGUGUUGGUGUUGAUCAUUUUUUUGGAAAAAAUGUGCAGAUUUAGAAAGAGGGUCAGGUGGACUGAUCCUGGAUCAGAGCUUUACCGGAGACUCUCUGCACCAGAGCUCUGCUGUUCCUUUUCUUUUUUCUCCGGAAUAUUUUCAAAGGGACGAUGACUUUGAGCUGGCUGCCACCUGUUUUUAGGACUCCUUCCACAGGAGUGACAGUUAAAAACCAGGAGACUAAGAGGAUGGUGUUUAAACCAACUUACCCUUGUGUGCUAAGGCCUGAUGCCCUGCAGAGUUAGCCAUGGGAAUCCCUGCCCUUAGCAGGCUUAUCUGCCCCAGGUUUCUCUGCCUCAUGGUGUCGCUGGGAGGUCCUUGGAUGGCAAAGAUAGUCUAUGGAAACAAAGAUGUUCCAUUCGGCCUACUUGAACACUGAACGUUCUGGUGCCUGUUGACAUAAUAACGGUGUUGAACUGAAAGAGCUCUGGUGAGGACAGUUAUGAUCAGUGUUUGUCGACAAUAAACUGGGGAAGGCAGGCUGAGUGGAGCAUCUCCACAGAACAGACCAGGUCAUCUUUGAUCAGAUGUUGGCUUCUUGCCUUGUGAAAAGGCUGUUUGAUUGAUCAGUACUACCACAGGAAGACGGGUCUCAUGAAACAGACCUCUGAAACAGAAUCAGAGGUCAGUGCAGCAAGGGUUCCUUGUGAAGCACCUGGAAUGGACCAGGAAACACAACUGGAUGGAUGUAGACCUACUGUCUGUGUAAUCAGGUGAAGUGGGCUUAUCAGUAUUGUCUUGGAGAUUGAAGAGUUUAGGGUGUUCUAAGGCAAUUUUCAAUGUAAGAUGUAGUUAGGUUACUUAUGUUGAUUGAUAUUGUAUCUCAUUUUUUUAAUUCCAGUUCAUUACGGAAUUGUGACUAUGUGUGAAAGUUGAAACAUCUUGCAGCAUGAACAACAGAAUUGUUUAAUCAUGGCUACCUUGACUACUACAUCACAAUCGUAUUUUAAAACACAGAAUAGAAUACUGUAGAUGUGAGAUGUCUCAACUUUUGACCACUGAAUGAGUCACCUGUCACCUAGGUCAAAUAUAUAUGAAGGUUUGGUCAGUGACAUUAAGGUGGAAGUAAGAAUUGUUGCUGACCCUCUUGUAAUGCUGUGGAGAUGAGGGUCUCUCCUGUCAUCCCUGUCUUUUCACUAAGUUUCAGUUACUACACAUGGGAGAAGUCUGACUCACUAACUGAUGUAAUUUAAAGUAUGGUUUAUUCUCUAACGACAGUUAACAGUCAGUUAUUUAAAUGCAAAGGGAGACCAUUGCGACAUAGGAUUGAUGAUUGAGUGGACAGCUCCAUAGACUGUGAUAAAAUGUAGGUUUUGCUACCUAAGCAGGGACACAAAAGUUGAACACAAUCUACAUCGCACACAAUAUUGACAAAGUCUUCAGUCAACACAAAACAUGUCAUUUUUCAUUUCAAUAGAUGGAUUUCCCAGAGAGUUUAGGGAAAUGUUUAUAUUGAGCUUUGAUACUAUCUUGUUGAGAUUUGUCCAGUCUUCUCCUGUCUGUAUUGGGUGUUUAGUAGGCUGGUGAGAAAAACACUUCCACGUCUUCAGUUCUUGUGCUGACAACAUUGUAACAUCACUGAUGAAACCUACAUAUUUUCGACCUAGACUGCAAUUAGCCAGAGUUACAGAGAUAACAAAGUUAUUCCUGUGACUUCAUCAAGAUAAUCUUAUGGUAUCACAGAGUUAUUUUUCGGAUAAAACUGUGAUACUAUCGCGACAUCAUUGAGUUACUCUGCCAUCACUAGGGGAAGAGGAAUGGAUGUUGUGGCUUACACAGACAUUCAGAAUCUUCAUCGGUCUUCAUAUUAAAUAAAACGUAUGAAAUUAACAAUGUUAACCACACUGCUCUUUUAAAAACUGGGCUGCUAUAAUUAGAAUCACAUCUUUCACAUUGUUAGUUGCAAGUAGCAUCAUAAUGCUGUCAUAUCUCCAAAUCUGACUUCACGUUUUAAGUCUGUUCUUAAAAAACACUCUUUUGUACUUUAUGCAUACUCAAAUUCUGCCAGGUUUGUGUGAAACAAACAGAUGUAUAUUACACCAUUUUAUUUGUACCUUCCUGAAAGAAGAUAAAGAUUGAUAGAUCUCUAUGUGUUUGAAAGUAAAAAAAAAUUCUGUUGCUUAUCAGAAAGAAAGAAAUUGUUUUAAAUAUGUUAAUUAGAUCAGAGUAAGCAUGUAAAUGGUACAUUUGGUGGAAUGGAGCCCAUACUGAAAGGAGGACUUUUAAAAAAUAGAGCCUAUGUGAUUGAUCUUUAAAGGGGGCAGUCAGGUCCCAAUCCUGCACAUGACAUCAUCCUCCCCAGACUCUUUAGACUGAGUGAACCUCAGCCCUCUGAGUGAACUGGCCCUCCUGAAGGGCAUUUUCUCUCCCAUCCCUUUAAGAACCAUUUCUGGGUACGUUUGGGUCAGGCUACAGGUGUGUUUGGGUCGGGCUCCUGGUUUACCUGAAAGCACACUGGAAAUCCUCUGCCGCUCAGACCAGGCCCUAGAGAGGGCCUCGACGUCACUGCCGCACCCUGUCAUCUGGGACUUGAGCUCACAACCUUCUGACCCAGGGACAGUGAUUAACAGAUCCAGCUACGUUGGUGAGGUACUUCCUUUAACUCUCAAAAUGAAAAUGGACUGAGAGAUUCACCUCAUGGAGAUGUGAAAACACAUUCGGACAGAUGGAUUGCAUAUGUGAGGUUUGAGUAUGUGGGGGCACUUUCUGUGAAGGAUCCUAUGUAAUAACUGCAUAAGGCCUCCAUAAGCAUGACAUAACACUUUCAUAACACACUGCCUGAAUAUUCUUAAAUACUUUUUUUCAAGUGGUAUAGACUGCCAUAAGGUGUGCUAUGUUACCAUGGAUGUCAUAAGUUAUAAUAGCAUGAUGUAUUAAAUCAGAAUCAGGGUAAUGUCAUUUAUGAAAUGUGGCAUAGCACACCCCAUGACAGGCUAUGUAAGUUCGCACAGGUGCUUAUGAAUCUUUUUGCAGUGCUUAUGAAGGCUUUGGAUACUUCUACUAUAGGACAUUCCACUGAAAGUGUUAUGAAAUGCAUUAAUGUAAUGUCUUUAACAGAAAUCUCAGCGGGAUUGACGAUCAGUUGGCCUCUGUAUAUAAACUCAUAUUGCACUCCUUAAUACUGUAACUUUGCCUGUAUAACUGUAUCAUAUGUUACUGUCCUGCAAAGAAGAAGAAAAAAAAAAAACAGUCCUGUAUUGAAUGUACCUUGCUUGCCUUUAAAAAAUUAUCAGAAAAAAUGCUCUACUUUCAUAAUGUAAUCCUUAUGUCUUUAGGUAGAUAGCUGUAGAAGAAUAAUUACUCAGAUCAAAACAAACAAUCAAAGAAAUGAAAUAUACAAAAUGAGAUAUUUUGUAGCACUCCACCCCUUUUCCUUCCAUCCUGUCCCUACCUCUUCCUCAGAUGGAAAGCCUCUGUGUGUCUGAGAAGGAUCAGUAAUAAAAUACAAGAUA